CAACCCUCUAGCAAGGUUUUGAGACCUCCAGGUGGUGGCACUAGUGACAUUUUCGGUGGUGAUUUACCACAAACACCACGUUCGGUUAAAAAUCACAUGCAAUCAAAUAUUUUCUCAUGCGAAAAAGAUAGCAUUAAAAAUAACGGUGAUCAACCUCGCCGCGCUCAAAAGAAUGUUGACUCAUAUCAACGUUUAUUCGGUGAACCCGAACGUCCAGUUACUCCUGCCAAAAAUCACAUGAAGAGCAACAUUCCAUUUGGUGCUAAGAAUGAAGCAGCUCAAGCCUUGAUCAUGAACGGUAAUGGCAAUGGACAUUAUAACGGCAAAAGUGGUUCUGUAUCAUCGGCCUCGUCAUCGGUGUCAUCAUCAACUGAGAACUUAAAAAUGAAUGGUUUUUCGAAAACAGUUUAUCUACGCAAAAUGAGUAAUCCAACAAGUCCCCGUACUGACAUCGACUCCCAGCACAAUUUAGAAAUGGAAGAAAAUGUUAAGCAAAUAAAUAACAAGUGUCAGGAGUUGCGUAAUGAAUUAGAUAAUACAGAUAAACUAAAUAAACCUCAAGAUUCCCCUCGUAGUGGUGAUAGUGCUGGUGAUAUUAAGGCUUCCCAAACUAUCAAAAAUUCGUCAUGUAAUUCCGAUAAUCCCUAUUCUUUAACUACUAACUCUACGUGUAACCCUCAAGAGUCGUUAGUUCAGUGUUUGGGUAUUAAUAAAAUGUCUAGAGCUUCGGCUUCGGCAUCUGCUGCUGCAGCUGCUCGUAAUCCUAUAACGGGCAUGGGUUUAAAUGGUGACGGUGUGGGCGGUUUAAAACCUUUGAAACCGAAAUGUCGGAAAGAUGGCAAUCCCGUUACCGGUGAAGGUUACAAAUCGAAUGACUUCAAUCAUACACCCAGUUUGAAUGGUGCCAAUCAAGUCAUCAACAAAAAUCGUAUUCCACCCGGUGGCUUUUCUUCCGGUCUCUGGUAAAUACAUGUUUUGUCACAGUUACAAGGCUGGAGCGAGCGAGCGAGCUCUCUGUUCUAAAAAUAAAUGACAGCAAAUUAAACAACAACUAACAUACAUCUAAAAUGUAUGGACAUUUUACCAGAGAGCUACCCUAUCGCCCCCCAAAAAAGACCAACAACAACAGCAAAAACUAUAAAAAUCAACAACUAAAUGAUGAUAUUAAACUAAAACUUUAAAACAACAACAACUAAAAGAAUAUGCAAAACGAAACAUAUUUUCAAACAAAACAAAAAAAAAACAAUAAUU
Lucilia sericata (common green bottle fly) is the source of this 1251-nucleotide messenger RNA. RefSeq names its product microtubule-associated protein Jupiter-like. Lineage: Eukaryota; Metazoa; Arthropoda; Insecta; Diptera; Calliphoridae. The record is from RefSeq and is a predicted model, not a curated record. The transcript is spliced from 7 exons. Bases 97 to 966 code for a protein of 289 amino acids.